CCGGCCCCGGCGUUCCCGUACCGCUUCGACCGCGAGGGCCGUCUGCUGCACCGCCACACGGGGGCGCCCUUCCUGUUCCGGCUGGGGAGGGGGGAGGAGGCGCGGCGCGCCGCGGAGCAGCUGGAGGCGCUGUGGAGCUACAUCACCCAGCACGUGCACCUCCUGCUGCAGGAGGACUGGCACCUCCGCAGGCUGGCGCUGCCGCCGCCCGCGCGGGGGCUGGUGUGGGUGUCCCAGGGGGCGCUGGAGAGCAGGGGCCGGCUGCUGCUGCUGCUGCAGGACCGGGGCGUGGCGCGCAGCGGCCAGUGGAGCUGGCGGGCCAUCGCGGGCGGCGGGCUGGAGGCCGGCAGCCAGAUCCCGUACGUGCGGCGGGCGCGGCAGGAGGGCUGGGGCGUGGCCCUGCUGGACCCCAACGAGGAGGGGGCGUCGCCCGAGGAGCACCUGCGUCACGCGUGGGACGGCCUCCUGGCCGGGGCGGGGGCGGGGCAGGUCGCCGUGGCGACGCACGGGUACGGGGGCCUGGCGUUCGUGGACCUGCUGGCGCGCCGGCCGCAGGAGGUGCAGCGCCUGGUCUGCGCCGUGGCCUUCAUAGACUCCGCCCACAGCCUGUGGCACCAGCCGCUCAGCGCCGACGCGCGCGAUUGGCUGAGGGCCCACUCCAGGAAGUGGGUGCUGAGCGGCAGGCCUCUGAACCGCGCCGUGAGCUCGCUGCGGGCCGACGGGCCCCAGGUCUCCGCCGGAACGCUCCGGCCCGAACACGCGCCUGCCGCCUGCCUCCACGCCGUGUUCCGCUACAUGGCCAAGGCCCUGAGGGCCGCGCCCGCGCCCACGCCCUACGACAUCGUCACACGCAGCCGCAGCCAGGGGAGGAGCCGGCCGCCCGCCGGAGGGGCCAGGCCUCGCCACUCUAACGCCAACAACAUCUAGCCAAUCGCAGAGCUGCCUCACUCCUCUGGCCAAUGCCCUGUGGCCUGUGGGAACCUGUGGACCAAUUACACUUAAUUGAUCAUUUAAAGCAGUUAAUUACCCAGUUAACUCACCUCACCUGGCUCUCCAGGACCAGGGGUGAAGACCACUCGUGUAUAUAUACCUUUUUUCUCUCUGUAACAGCUCAAAAAUACCUUCUUUUUUGUUGUAAAUUGAGCUCAUUUGAAUUAGAAUGAAUUAAAAUAAAACCUAAUAGCAUAUUCAAA
Molecule: messenger RNA, 1193 nt
Organism: Conger conger (European conger)
Lineage: Eukaryota; Metazoa; Chordata; Actinopteri; Anguilliformes; Congridae
Exons: 1
Biological process (GO): regulatory ncRNA-mediated heterochromatin formation
Cellular component (GO): nucleus
Molecular function (GO): siRNA binding
Source: RefSeq, a predicted model, not a curated record